This is a messenger RNA of Scaptodrosophila lebanonensis, 495 nucleotides long. Its product is annotated as NEDD8-like. Gene Ontology annotation, cellular component: cytoplasm; nucleus. The record is from RefSeq and is a predicted model, not a curated record. Gene Ontology annotation, biological process: modification-dependent protein catabolic process; regulation of proteolysis; protein neddylation. Gene Ontology annotation, molecular function: ubiquitin protein ligase binding; protein tag activity. NCBI's taxonomy places the organism in Eukaryota, Metazoa, Arthropoda, Insecta, Diptera, Drosophilidae. The transcript is spliced from 2 exons. Bases 51 to 296 code for a protein of 81 amino acids.
ACUCGAACUAUAAACAUUCCUCAACGUUUAGAAACUGUGAAUACCGAUAAAUGUGCAAGAUGUUGAUCAAAGUGAAGACUCUGACCGGCAAGGAAAUCGAGAUCGACAUCAAGCCAACCGAUACCGUCGAUCGCAUAAAGGAGCGCAUUGAGGAGAAGGAGGGCAUACCGCCCCAACAGCAACGUCUGAUCUUCUCCGGCAGGCAGCUAAACGACGACCGGACAGUUGCCGACUACAAGGUGCAAAGAGGCUCGGUGCUUCAUCUGGUACUGGCCUUGCGUGGCGGCACGCCUUAGAGAAUACACUGCUCCACUUCGUUUUAAAUUUCUGUAUAGUUAAAUGUUUAAGGAAUUAUGUUAGAUUUACUGAUUUCCAUUCCCCCUUUUCGGGCUGCCCCAACACCACAACACAUCGCGAUUGGUAGCUGCAAAAUUAAAUUGUUAGUGCAAGUGGGACAAACAAAUAAACAAAAUAUAUCACACUUAUUAUAACAUA